This is a messenger RNA of Gadus macrocephalus (Pacific cod), 903 nucleotides long. RefSeq names its product mesoderm posterior protein 1-like. The transcript has 2 exons. The record is from RefSeq and is a predicted model, not a curated record. Gene Ontology annotation, cellular component: nucleus. Gene Ontology annotation, molecular function: DNA-binding transcription factor activity, RNA polymerase II-specific; protein dimerization activity; RNA polymerase II cis-regulatory region sequence-specific DNA binding. Lineage: Eukaryota; Metazoa; Chordata; Actinopteri; Gadiformes; Gadidae. Bases 34 to 903 code for a protein of 289 amino acids. Gene Ontology annotation, biological process: somite rostral/caudal axis specification; heart morphogenesis; mesoderm formation.
CACAGCCAGCUCCCGUUUGACUACGAGGCCCUAAUGGGCCCGGGCUGCUGGGCUCCGUCGGCCUGCGACCAGGCCUCCGACUCGGGAUACUUCAGCGCCAGCGGCAGCAGCCUGUCGCCCACCUCCUCCGUGGACUCCUUCAGCUUCUCCCCGGCGCACCUUUCUGCUGCUGCCGCCGCUACUGCCGCCGCUGCCGCCGCCAUCGCCGGGCCGGAACCAGACGACUUGGACUGUCUGUUGUCCUCCCUGAACAGGCUGACGGGAGCUCCCCCGGCGGCAGCGGCGGCCGUCUCCAGCUGCUCCACCAGAACCCAGCAGAGCGGCUCGUCUCCAGCCAAGGCCCCCGCCAGCUCCGCCGCCUCCACCGCCACCACCAGAAGGUCCUGGUCCCGGUUCCCCGGCCGGAAGAGGCAGACGGCCAGCGAGCGGGAGAAGAUGAGGAUGCGCGACCUGACCAAGUCGCUGAACUACCUGCGCUCCUUCCUGCCCGCCUCGGUGGCGCCGGCGGGGCAGACGCUGACCAAGAUCGAGACGCUGCGCCUCACCAUGCAGUACAUCGGCCACCUGUCGGCCCAGCUGGGCCACGCCAGCCCGGAGGCCGCGCCCGAGGCCGGAGGUACCGCCGCGCCGCCGACGCAGCAGAACCUCCCCGCCUUCCAGCCCAUGGUGGAGCAGCCUCUCAACGGCCGCUACGUCCCGGAGGAACCCCUCCACCACCACCACCACCACCACUACCGCCACGUCGUCAUGGAUACCGUCAGCCAUCAGCAGAACCAGGCCACAGAACAACAGGUCCCUCUGCAGAAUCACUAUCAGGGUUCCGGUUCAUUCUGCAGUCCCUUGUUUAACGGGCAGUACUGGACCUCAGCCGACCUCCUGCAGCAGAACAUGUUCUCCUCUUGA